Molecule: messenger RNA, 3714 nt
Organism: Dryobates pubescens (Downy woodpecker)
Lineage: Eukaryota; Metazoa; Chordata; Aves; Piciformes; Picidae
Gene: C1GALT1
Product: core 1 synthase, glycoprotein-N-acetylgalactosamine 3-beta-galactosyltransferase 1
Exons: 3
Coding region: 19-1119 (366 amino acids)
Cellular component (GO): membrane
Molecular function (GO): N-acetylgalactosaminide beta-1,3-galactosyltransferase activity
Source: RefSeq, a predicted model, not a curated record
GUGUAUUACCUUCAGGAGAUGGCCUCUUCUAAGUCUUUGAUAAACCUUCUAACCUUCACUUUUGGAUCAGCAAUCGGAUUUUUUGUCUGCUAUCUCCUGUUCAGCAUUAUACUAGAAGAACAGGCUAAGAUCCAGCCUCAUAUCCUUCACAAUGAUCCACAUGGUCAACACUCAGCAGAUACUGAUAACAUUCAGCUGCAAGGACAAAUGAAUUUCAAUGCAGACUCUAGACAGCAUAAAGAUGAGAAUAAAAAUAUUGCAGAGGGACUGUAUCAGAAGGUGAAAAUACUGUGUUGGGUCAUGACUGGACCUCAAAAUCUAGAAAAGAAAGCCAAGCAUGUUAAGGCCACUUGGGCCCAACGUUGUAAUAAAAUACUUUUUAUGAGCUCUGAGGAAAAUAAAGACUUCCCAGCUGUGGGCCUAGAAACCAAAGAAGGCAGAGACCAACUGUACUGGAAAACUAUUAAAGCUUUUCAAUAUGUGUAUGACCAUUAUCUUGAUGAUGCUGAUUGGUUUAUGAAAGCAGACGAUGACACAUAUGUUAUACUGGACAAUUUGAGGUGGCUUCUGUCCAAAUACAGUCCCGAACAGCCAAUCUACUUUGGAAGAAGAUUUAAGCCUUACGUGAAACAGGGCUACAUGAGCGGAGGAGCAGGAUACGUUCUGAGCAAAGAAGCUCUGAAGAGAUUUGUUGCUGCGUUUAAAACAAAGAAAUGCACCCACAGUUCUUCUAUUGAAGACCUAGCACUAGGAAAAUGCAUGGAGAUCAUGAAUGUGGAAGCAGGAGACUCUAGGGAUACAUAUGGUAGAGAAACUUUUCAUCCCUUUGUUCCAGAGCAUCACUUAGUCAGAGGAUACCUACCAAAAACAUUCUGGUACUGGAAUUAUAAUUAUUAUCCUACUGUAGAGGGUCCUGGGUGCUGCUCUGAUCUAGCAGUCUCAUUCCACUACGUGGAUUCUGUGACUAUGUAUCACUUGGAAUAUUUGAUUUAUCAUCUCCGCCCCUAUGGCUAUUUGUAUCGGUACAAUCCUGAUCAGGCAAAGAAAGCAGAGGAGCAGAGCAAAACUGAAGCACUGGAGGAUAAUCAGAAGCUAAAGCAAAAAAUUUCUGAUAAUUAAUUGGACUUGGAAGAGAGCAAGAAGCCAGUACAAUGACUAAGAGCCUCCUCAAACUCCUGCGUGAAGCUCGUGGACUAGGAAAAAAAAGCUCAUGGACUGGCGAUUCUUAUUUCAGAAAUCACCUUGGCAGUGCUUUCUGUCACUGUGUGCACAGCAGAGGCUGGAUCUGACUCUUUGGGAGAGUGUGACCUUGCAGCUCUGCUCAUGAAGACUUGGGGCCCUAAAGCUGUGAAAUAGAAGGUUGUUCUGGUACACUAAUAUCUGGAAGAAUGUGUACAAAACCCGUAGUGGACAGGUUCAAAGAUAAUCAUACAGUUUUGCUGUUACCAGUUUUUCUCUCUAUUUCCUCUCAGAUGCUCCUUUAGGUCCAUUCUCAUAUUAGAAAUUGGAUGCUGCACUGCCAGUAACUUCCCGAGGGCCUUCUCUAGAUCCAAAAUACCCUGAAAUUCCUUUGUGUGAAAUUGACCUUGCCCCAGAAGGAAGGGAGAGGUGUGAAAAUGGGAGUCUCAAGUCUGCUUUGCCUUAAUGAGAAAGACAGGUUAUGAUGAGAUCCACCCCAAAGGUUAAUCUGAAUUGUAUCAGAAAUGGAAUUCACUGCUAGGAAUUAGCUUAAAAACUUGAACCUGGAUCGCUGCUUUUCCAGGGAGAAACCCAGAAAUAGUUGGUUUUGUUUAAAUGGCUGAGAUGAUGCAAGCUGCUUACAUAUUUGGAGCUUACUUUUUGUUUUGUAUUUUUUUAAUUGGCUUCCCCUAUGGAGUGGUUGUAAAAAAUUCAUCUCAGAAUUUCUCAGCAUAAGGUAAGGCAGAUGUUUUUGGAAAGAGAAAUCUCUUCCAUCACACCUGUGUAAACUAGAAAGAACAGCAUCUUGGCAAAGCUGCAGUGGGCAUUACAACACUGGGUUUCAGCCAGUAUUAUAAUCAGUUUGUUUCCAUUGAAGUUUUCCUACCAGUAUAAUUUGAGGUGGUGGAGUUGGCUUGUUCAUUAGUUUUACAGGUACAAACAUAAAGUGCAGGAAAGCCAAUUUGACUUUUUCCCUACUCUUCACUUCUCUGAAGUUUUUUUUUUUUCCCCUCCACUUUUCUAAAGUUUCUUCUGCAUCUGCUUCUUGUUACUUUUCUCAGAGCAAAGUGUUCAAUGAUCCUUGUUUCACUUGUUUUGGAGUUGAAGUAUAUAGUUAAUUCAGGUAAGAAAGCCUGAAUGCAGGAAUCUUCCGAAGUGCAUUAAUUUUCUCCACUACUUUAUGAGUGUAUCUGCUUCUUAACUGGAAAGACUUUCUUGGUGUGGGACAAAAGAGGUGUUUUAAUCACUGAAAAAGUUUCAGAGGCCAAGCCUGUGUUUUAAAUGGUUAACAUAAAGCUUUCUGAUUUUCUCUUUUUUCAAAGUGAGUGAAUAGCAAUAUCGGGGAUAGGGUUCAGCUUGACACGUAGUGUGUCAUUAUUCCCCACUUGGACAAAAGCUUCUUCAUCUUUUUAUCACUUUUCACCUUCAUCAUAUUGAUGAAUUUGGACAUAACCUAAUUACCUCCAGUCAUUGUUCUGGAAUGGGCACAUACUGGUAGCAGACAGCCUUAUUUACUGCUGCUGUCCUUCAGGAUGUUCCUGGAAGAGGAUGUUACCAUAAAGUACUGGAAUUACUUUAUUAUUUUUUUCCCAAAGAUACUUCUUUUACAGGUUGAAGUUCUGCCUGUUGUCCAACAGUAAAGAGUCUUUGUUCUCUUUCUGACCAUUGCUCUGCAUCAUGAUGGCAGUCUCUGGCUGAUCUGUCUCCUGGAGCUGAAGCACUGCAUCCAUCUCUGCCAGCGUAAGGGCUGGGUUCAUAGAUCAAGUUUUAGCUAAAGGAAUAGUUCCUGCAGGGCUAAAUCUGUUGGUCUUUUAUGAGCAAGGCUGCCUCUGAAGUACCGAAAGGGACGUGAGCUUUGUUUUCUGUAACCUUCAGUAGAAAAUAAGAACUGCACUAGUUUCAAAAAGGAAAAAAAGUCUCCAGCUUGCUGCAGUCAGAGGGGUGCUUGUCCAGAGGAGAAAGGAUGGUACCAUCAGAGGUGCUUCCUCCUGUGACCUCAAUGUUUAUCCCACAUGCUGCACAAUCCAGUCAGACUGUGAAAUCCAUCUGUACUGAUAACUCCAGUGGCAUUGUUCAGACAUGCAGUUAACAUUUUCUGGAAUACUUUAAGAAGCUACAAAAUGAAGUCGUGAUCUCAACUUAAUCUCUCUGUAAAGUCAGCCCAUGUAGAAGAUCUGCUGAACUGCUGUGCUGUUCCUUUCUUACAGCUGCCUUCCUCAGUUCAUCCUUGGCCAUUGAAAGAUGUUCUGCCACAAAAGGCAGAACUAGUCUUGCAUGUUUUCUCCAGAUUUGUAUCCUGUUUGCUUGUGCUGCCCUGUGAGGUAACAUGUUUUCCUCUUCCUAUUCCUGACCUGGCUUUGAGGUUUCAGUUUCAUCAUGCUCGAGUCUCUGGUGGACAAGAGGACACAGGCAGUGAGAUGGUUGAGCUUCACAUAGGUUGGCUGCUGAGGUGGCAAGUCAAACCAGCUGAGCUCAUGGUGAAGCCUUUUCUCAGCAGCCAUUCUGGGGCUUGUGGGUUUAGCAGAGUGGGGCAGG